AUGGCACGAAGUUUUUGGCGCAGUUCAAACUAUUUAGAGUGGUUAUUGGAUCGUCAAGAUGUAAUGAUACAUAGAGCGAAUGAUUUAAAAAUUCUUGGUAGCGAAGAAGAAUAUCAGAAAGUAAUGCUUUUCUUUACUGAUGUCAUUCAAGCAUUUGGCAAAAGCGUUGAAGUCCGUCAACAAGUAAUUGCAACCGCUUUAGUAUAUUUCAAAAGAUUUUACAGUCGCAAUUCAUUUAAGACUAUCGACCCAUGGUUAAUGGCUCCAUCGUGUCUGUUUUUAGCAUCUAAAGUUGAGGAAUUUGGUGUAGUUUCUCAAAAAAAUCUAAUGACAUCAUGUCGUAAUGUGGUUCAUAGUCAUUAUUUAAUCUAUUUUCCUGAUGGUUACGGUUAUCCAUAUCGUGCUCAAGAUGUAUUGGAAUGUGAAUUUAUUUUACUUGAAGCAAUGGAUUGUUCAUUAGUCGUCUUUCAUCCUUAUCGUCCGUUGGUACAGUUUUGUGAUGAACUUCGCCCUCAAAUGCAUGAGUAUGCUGACGUACUGUUAGAGCGUGCUUGGUGGCUAGUAAAUGAUAGUUUUCGAACAGACGUGUGCCUGCAUUAUCCUCCCUAUAUAAUUGCUCUAGGUUGUCUACAACUGGCUGUUGUGAUUAUUUCAAGUAAUCCUGACCUAUUAAUCGGCUCCGUCAAUAUCAGUUCAUCAUCAUUUAUGAAUUCCAGUCUAUCUAUUUCAUCAAAUAAGCAUGGUUAUUUUGGGCACCAAACCCAAUCAACUGUCAAUCCUUCAUUAGUUGCUGAUCGUUGGUUCAGUGAAUUAAAUGUAGAUAUGGAAAGAGUGUUGGAAAUUUCUCGUCAUCUACUUAGUUUGUAUGAUUUAUGGCGUCGUUUUGAUGAACUUGCUGAAAUGCCUAACAUAUUAUUAAAAAAACUUCCACGUCCUGUCAUUCAAUCGCCACAUACUUCACAAAAUUACCAAUCUGGCAAUUCUGUCAAUCCAACGGGUUGUAAUAGUACUUCUGCAACUCAAUCAUCUAAUCUAUCUAGUGGGACACAACAACAAACUCAUGGUGGAUCAAUGGUUGUUCCAUCGGGUACAGGUGCUGUUGGUACAGGAAGUAGUAGUGGUGCUACGGGGACUGUUGGUAGUAUACAUAAUAUGCCGGAUCACCAAACUCAACAACAACAAAGAUCAAUGACGUCAUCUAGCCAGCCACGUAUGCAUCCACAAGGUGGUGGAAUGCAGCAUAUGGGAGUCAGGUAG
Molecule: messenger RNA, 1257 nt
Organism: Schistosoma curassoni
Lineage: Eukaryota; Metazoa; Platyhelminthes; Trematoda; Strigeidida; Schistosomatidae
Source: the annotation of a GenBank genome assembly